Rhagoletis pomonella (apple maggot) is the source of this 788-nucleotide messenger RNA. RefSeq lists its product as uncharacterized. The transcript is spliced from 2 exons. The record is from RefSeq and is a predicted model, not a curated record. Lineage: Eukaryota; Metazoa; Arthropoda; Insecta; Diptera; Tephritidae. Bases 31 to 732 code for a protein of 233 amino acids.
AGCUUCCCAGAGGCAAUCCUUCCUUCAGCCAUGAAAUCAUUUACAUUGCUAAAAAUGCAGCAAGCUUUAAUCCUCAUUACCGGCGCCUUGCUAUUGUCGCAAUUCGUACACGCCUUGCCGCAUACGAAACGCGAGGUGGAGACCCUCCUCACCCACAACAGUAUUCAUUCCAGCCAUGAAUCUAGCGCCGAAGAAGACAAUCCAAAAAUGCAACUCAUGGCAUUUACUAUAGGCCAAUUAAGUCAACUUUCCAAAUGGAUACUCGAAAAGGGUAGCAUAGUUGUGAAGAACACCGUUGAAGAAUUGAAUGAAAUUCCGCAGAAAGAUGCACUCUUGCAAGCGAAUAUCACCCGUAUGCAUCGCAUUGCAACUGAAACGUCACAGCUGAACUUGGAAGAUAAUAAAGAAGGUAUUAUAAAACGAUUCGAAUUUCUGAUUGAUUUUGCAACAAUGAUGGAAGACUAUGAGAACAUGCCCGCGGAUUCAAAAUUACGACAUACUUUAAAAACAGCUUUGGAAAAUAAUGGUUACAACCGAUUUGAAAGCGAAUUUGAAGAGAAAAUCAUCGAGUUGGCUAAAAAUUUCGAUCAGGCAUUUGCUGAGUAUGUCAAAGCUUUGACUCUAGCCGAGAAAGCGAAGGAUGCUAAAUUGCUUGAGUGGUAUCAAGCAUUCAAGGCUGAAACAGACAGGGAGAAGAAGCUUGAUAAAUUUAGUGAUUUGUUUAGUUUUUAAUACCUAUGUUUGUUUGUAUUAAACUUUGUAAAAAACUAUUGACUACUUAAAUAAAA